Capsicum annuum is the source of this 1214-nucleotide messenger RNA. RefSeq lists its product as uncharacterized. The transcript is spliced from 3 exons. The record is from RefSeq and is a predicted model, not a curated record. NCBI's taxonomy places the organism in Eukaryota, Viridiplantae, Streptophyta, Magnoliopsida, Solanales, Solanaceae. The coding region runs from base 82 to 1065 and encodes 327 amino acids.
UUAAUUAGUCACAUAACAAAAAUUAUUUUGGGAGCUGAGAGCUUUUGUUUACUUCAUCCCAUUAAAGGAUUUAGAGGCCAUAUGGUCGGAAUUAUGGCUAGGAGACCUCUAAGUCACCGGAUUUUGACGUGUCACAGCCGGGAAAGUGAACUUUCCGGCGACCAUACGAUAAAUAUUUCAGAUACUGUGUUUAGUUUUCUUGAUGAAGAGGGUCAUCAAGGGUCAUCAUCACUAGAAAGUGUUGGUGAUGAUGUUAAUUAUUAUGUAGAAGAAGAUGAGAAUGAGGAGAAAGAAAAUAAUAAUAGUGAACAUGUUGAAGAUAGUCAAUUCUGGGAAACUCAACAUCAGCUUUUGCAAUCAGUAUUAUGCCGGACAACAACAUUAGAAUCGGAAAUCCGAAGAAUUACUAAAGAAACCUUAAAAGAAGUAUCAGAAAAUGGGUACCAUAAAUGUAAUUGCAGCUGGAAAAUGAUCAACAAUAUUAGUUGCCAAAAUUGUCUAAUGAAAGAUGUGUGCAGUCGACUACAAAAUGCUGGUUUCAACUCUGCAAUUUGCAAGUCCAAGUGGAGGAGCUCACCACAUAUCCCCUCAGGUGAUCAUACAUUCAUAGACGUGGUGGAUAAUUCGAGCCUUAAGAAAGGAGAAGUGAGGGUAAUUAUCGAAUUAAAUUUUCGAGCCGAGUUUGAAAUAGCAAAAGCAAGCGAAGAGUACAAACGACUGGUCAAAUGCCUGCCUGAAGUAUUUGUUGGGAAAAUAGAGAGAUUAUUAUCUUUAACAAAGAUUAUGUGCAAUGCUGCUAAGAAGUGCAUGAAGGAGAAGAAAAUGCAUAUGGCUCCAUGGAGAAAACAAAAAUACAUGCAAGCUAAGUGGCUUAAAACAGUCGAACGUAUGACUUCUAAAUCGCCAUUAUCGGCUGAUGAAUAUUAUUCAAAUCGAUUGCCACGGCGGCCCAAGGCAUCGAUGCUGCAUCGAUGCUUACUGUGGAUUUGCUGGAAAAUUUUCCAAAUUUACAUCGCACUGUUGUUGAAGUGGUGUGAACUAUAUGAAGGAAGACAUAGACGUUAGCGUUUAUCGAUUGUUGCUUGAACUGUUAGCUGCUGGAGACUGGAGUGUUCCAUUUUUGUAGUUUUGUUAUGGUGUGAUGUGAGCUGAGUUUGUAUAGAGAUUAAUAUUUUGUAAUAAAGUACUUGAAAAGUGGUUCAAAUUUUUUGGAA